CUGGCCAUCUUCUACCGCUCUCUCCAAACCCUAACCUAAGGUUUAUGAAAUGAUCAGGGCUCUGGCUAUCUAUGAAUUGGUCUAGGGUUCCCGUGCAAUUCCUCCAGAGAUGAUUUUCUCCAUACACUGUCCGUACAUUUAGUGUGUGUCUCUGUCUGAAGUGCCACUGCUGAGACAAGAAUGGGCCAGGCGUUUCGUCGAGCAUCGGGGAGCGUUCGGCGUGCGGACUUGGAUCCAUCGUCUUCGUCGCACUUGAAGAACGUAGGAGAUCGGCGGCCGCCGACUGUGCCCGUCGACAAAGUCGGUGUCUCGAAGACUCGUGAUGAUAUCGGUUCUGGCUCCUCGGAGGGUGCCCCGAGAUUUAAUUCUGAAAAUGUCCUCGAGGAGCGAGAUCCCCAAUAUGAUGCCAUGCUUAGUCAGAUGGUGGGUAGAAUCAGAUCUAAGUCUGGAGGGAGACUUGAGAUGGGUGAGGCAUUGGUGGGGGGAAGAUAUAAUAGGCCCAUGCCUAAGCUGCGAAAUACAAAACCAGAGUCUGGAAGGUAUGAAGAAAAACCAGCUCCGUCAGGAACCCUGAAUGCAGCACAGCUGCGACACAUCCUCCUCUUGCAUCAAGGAAAGGCCGAUGAUCAUGAUGGGCCUAUGAAUGUUGAACAAAUUGCUGAGAAAUUUCGAAUUGAUGCCACCAUGGUUCAAAGCAUCUUGCAGUUCCUAUCACUGCCUCCUGAAGAUUGUACUAAGCAGAAAAACAAUCGACAAUGACACCCCUUUGGGAUGUUCGGUUGAAUGGAUAAUGGAUCCUACAGGACACACUACAUCUGUUGAAGUUUCUUCGGCUAGUAAAAUUGUUGAUACCCUCAAGUUAUAGAGCAAGUGCUAGCAGUUACUAAUCCCUGCAAAUUUUGUAUAAUAACUCCAUGUGUUCAGGUGAUAAGCUAUAGUUUCGCAUGGCAUUUUAUGAGGGCCAUGAGAACUAUUUGUUUGCAUGAAUAAUUGAGAGCAACAUUUAACACAGGAUUGUUGGAGUGUCGAAUGCAAAUGGUUUCGCCUUCUGCGCCUCUUGAUUCAA
This is a messenger RNA of Vitis riparia (riverbank grape), 1066 nucleotides long. RefSeq lists its product as uncharacterized. The record is from RefSeq and is a predicted model, not a curated record. The transcript is spliced from 3 exons. Lineage: Eukaryota; Viridiplantae; Streptophyta; Magnoliopsida; Vitales; Vitaceae. The coding region runs from base 181 to 759 and encodes 192 amino acids.